AUGGUGAUUAGAAGAGUCAACACGCUAACAUUAAAUUUUAAAAAUGUUAGGAAGAAACCAUCGAAUACAAAUCUGCAUAUGUGGAUCAAAAAUGUGCUCAAAUGUACGGUGGAUCAAAUAGUGGGAAUCCAGUUCGAUCAUGUCAAGCACAAAAUUUUCCUGAAGCUGGUAUCCAAUUGGCAGAUGCAGGCAAUCCUACAAAAGUUCAAGGAUGGUAUAGUUAAAUACGUAGAAGACGGAGAAGAGUUUGAUGUAUACAUAACUGAAGAUACCGAUGAUAUUCUAAUAAAAAUUUUCGACUUCCCUUUGGAACUCGAAAAUAAUAAAAUCAAGGAGAAAAUGUCACAGUACGGAGUUGUGAGGAGUAUGAGAAAUGAAAAAUAUGCUGGAGAAGGUCUAUUUAAUGUGGAAACCGGAAUUCGAUCGAUGUGGAUAUCAAUGAAGAAACCAAUCCCAUCGUAUAUUACCAUAGAGGGGUGUACCUCUCUGAUAACAUAUGCCAAUCAGGUGCGUACCUGUAUGAUAUGUGAAGAACCUGGUCAUGAAAGAAAAGACUGUCCGAGGAGAAUAACAAAUAGGAUUAAUGAAAUCAGAAGACCAAGUGCUCCAGUAGUCACAAUGAUCAGUAGUGAAAUAUUACAGCAGGAAAGUACGGACUCUCAGUUAGAAAUUCCGGAAACACAGCUCACACCAGCUAUAGAUGUGAUAGUUAAUAAUGAAGAAGUGCAUCAUGAGGAGGAGGAAAAGGAAAAAAGUGAAGAAAGUUUGGAUUCAGAGUUAGAAAGUGAUACUAUUGGUGAUAUCAUUUCACCUACACAAAAGUGGCAAGAAGUUAAAACGAAAAAUACUGGACUGAAGAAAAAGAAGCGAGAGGAAAUGGAAACGAGUUCUGAAGAAGAAAGAAAGGUACCAAAACUGACCAUCAAACUUCCACCUAAAGCCGGAAGGAGCUCAAAUGGUAACGAGAAACCACAUGUAGAAAAUUUUGGAAAUAUAGAUAUAGGCGAAAGGUCAAGGGGAAAAGAUCCAUUUUUCUGA
Molecule: messenger RNA, 1038 nt
Organism: Phaedon cochleariae (mustard beetle)
Lineage: Eukaryota; Metazoa; Arthropoda; Insecta; Coleoptera; Chrysomelidae
Source: the annotation of a GenBank genome assembly